This is a messenger RNA of Macroventuria anomochaeta, 1144 nucleotides long. RefSeq lists its product as uncharacterized. Lineage: Eukaryota; Fungi; Ascomycota; Dothideomycetes; Pleosporales; Didymellaceae. The transcript is spliced from 3 exons. The record is from RefSeq and is a predicted model, not a curated record. Bases 328 to 861 code for a protein of 177 amino acids.
CCCGAAUUAGAAUUAGAUUUCGCACGGUCAAUCACGAAACCAAAGUCCUAGCAUCCACCGUCUUUGCUUUGUUUACGCUAAACCAAGCCCAAACCGAUGUGCCGUGUGUCUGGUUGAGAAGGGCCGCCGCCCGAUUGGUCGAGCGAUAAACGUCAAGCUGUUAUUAGGAAAGAAAGAGAACUGGGAACGAAUUGUUGUUUGGACUUUGUUGAGAGUGCUAGCUGUUUUUUCCGGCGACUAAGGACGUCUCACCUGACGACUCCGCAUUGUCUCGCGGUCACGACCAUCUGCGACUUCUGCCCCAGUAUACCAACACCACACAUCAACAUGGCCAUUCAGGAUUCGGCAGGCGCAAAGAGGGCCAUGUACCUGCUUAUGGGCAUUCCCGACCGGUUCAAUGAGUUCUGUCACAUGGACCAAAUCACCUUUGUUCAGCUGGCCGACUGGAUUCUGAAUAACGUCGAGUCGCAACUUGCGACAAAUAUCAGCAUCGAAGAGAGCUUGUUCGUGUUUCUCGAUAUCGUUGCACAGGGGAACAGCUUCAGCAGUGCGGCGUAUGGCUGGCAUCACGAUGUCCAGCUCACACAAGGCAUCUUCCUAAACGUUCUCAACGCUCUCACAGUCCUCCGCGAGAGCAAGGAAAUCUCGUCGUCAUGUCCGUCCAUCAAUUCGACUAAGAGCCGUUGGCGGAUCGCAAAGACGUGGCGCCCAGGCCGAUCGAGAAUGGACGGCCUUAUCAAGGUCGGCAACGAUGGUAUGUCGGGUGACGGCCUCGAAGUGAACCAGGAGGCGCUCAAGCAGGCCUUGAUGGCUGUCAACAACUUCAUGCAUGAGCGGGAAGAGUAUGAGGACUUCGAAUGAGCGGAGACAUUUGCAUAUUCGGCGUUUGGUUUGGCGCAAUGGUAACGACAGCGGUAACGGAAUAGGCAUUGCGAUGGUUGGGUAUUUGGUAUGGGAUGUCGGUAAGACCGAUUGGGUAUUCGCUUCGUUUGUAUGUAUGUCGCUCGGUUUUUCGAAUGCGACGGUGUGAUCCUCAAUAACACCACUUCUUACUUCCAACCUUUGCCCCCAGCCAUGACGUGUGCUCCCUGCCCUGUAUUCUUUCUCAGUUGUCCAUCUGCACGGCUCCCACUGUUCCAGGGCU